ACUAUGGGCUCCCAUCCAGAUUACGACUUUGAAGACCAUUUCCAUGACCAUUACAAUCACAGCUCCAACCACAGCUACAAUGAAGACGAGGACUACGAAGAAUUCUACCAUACGGUCUGCGACAAACAGGAAGUUCGCUCCUUCGCCGGUAUCUUCCUUCCUGUGGUGUACACCCUAGCGCUUGUGGUGGGCCUGGCUGGAAACUCCAUGGUGGUCUUCGUCUACCUAUCCCGCAAGCGCUUGAGAACGCUGACGGAUGUCUUCAUCCUUAACCUGGCCUUCGCCGACCUUCUCCUCCUCAUGACCUUGCCUUUCUGGGCGGCGGACGCCGUCAACGGCUGGGAGAUCGGCGUGCCCGCCUGCAAGAUAACCUCGGCCCUCUACGCCACCAACUUCAGCUGCAGCAUGCUGCUGCUAGCCUGCAUUAGUGUGGACCGUUACCACGCGCUGACCCAAGGCUCCACCGGCCCAUCUGCAGGUAACCCACGCAAGAAGAGGGUGAUAGUGUGCAUGCUAGUCUGGAUGGCUGCCUGCAUCUUUGGUUUGCCGGACAUGGUGUUGGCCACGGUCAAGCACCACUCGAACGGGCGUAAAGCCUGCAGGGCCGUGUACCCUUCCAGCUUGGCGAGACCAGCGAAGGCCACCCUGGAGCUUCUGGAGGUGUCACUAAGCUUCGUGCUGCCGUUCCUGGUGAUGAUGUUCUGCUACUGCAGGGUCGGUAUGGCCCUGAGCCAGGCGGCAACCUCCGGGGUGAGAGGAGGAAAGCGGUGGAAGGCCUUCCGAGUGCUGAUAGCUGUAGUCGGAGUGUUUCUCCUGACCCAGCUGCCCUAUAACGUGGUGAAGCUUGUGCGGGCGAUGGAUGUCAUCUACGCUGUUGUGACGGACUGCGAGGUAAGCAAAGGCCUAGACCGGGCCAAUCAGGUGACGGAGAGCCUCGCCCUCACGCACUGCUGCCUGAACCCCGUGCUAUACAUCUUCAUCGGCUCGUCCUUCAAAGAGCACGUGCUGAAGAUCGCCAAGCGCUGUGGGCAGACCGGGAGACGCUACCGGCAGGGCACCGAACAGCCCACGGUGGAGAUCUCACUCAGACCACGUACGACAAGUAAUGCACAGUCAGAAGAGUCAGAGGACAUGGACACCAGCACCUUCACCAUCUAAAACACGGACUCGCUAACCGACAACCAGGGACUGCAGUUUGCAUCGUGUCAUACUACAGAUUACAGUACUUUCCUAAGCUCUUAAACUGUGGGUUUAUUAUUCAGUCACUAACCUCUUUUGCUCCUUUGCACUUCAACACCCUAAGGUGCAUCAUUCCGUACCUACAUUGAACACCGAUCGCAAAAUGGUGGCGUUUUAAGACUCGGGAUCCUCUGUUGGGUCUGUGGGGUUAAUCGUAAGGCUUGCUAUUCAGUUAAGUUAUUCAGCACUACUAUAAAACUAAUAUGUAAGCUAUGCAGUUAUGAGCAUGAGGUACUGAGGUGGGGCCACAUACGGGCCCUUGCAGAUCAUCAUACACACCAUCAUGAGUUAAACACCAGCAUACCAAGAAAUCUGAUCAAGUAUGGUUGAUCAUUCCUUUGUUAUCUAAGCAUGAGUACAAAUGUAAGCAUAUUACAAAAUAUUUUACUACAUGUACCUGUGUCAGAAGUUAAGGUAUCUAGGACUGUCAGCUUGUUAGAAGUUGUGUUUUGUAUACAUUUUUAAUAUAUCUAUAUAAAAAACAGACAUUGUACAGAAAUAUAUCUAUAUUAAAGCACUUUGGUAAAGAAA
Molecule: messenger RNA, 1770 nt
Organism: Colossoma macropomum (tambaqui)
Lineage: Eukaryota; Metazoa; Chordata; Actinopteri; Characiformes; Serrasalmidae
Gene: ackr4b
Product: atypical chemokine receptor 4b
Biological process (GO): G protein-coupled receptor signaling pathway; immune response; chemotaxis
Cellular component (GO): membrane
Molecular function (GO): chemokine binding; chemokine receptor activity; scavenger receptor activity
Source: RefSeq, a predicted model, not a curated record